AAAGUGUGCUGAGUGUGAAAAAAGCUGAGCCGUGAGGAAUCCAGGCAGUGAAGGUCUUCACUUUGUUCAUCAGUGCCUCAGCCUCCGUCCAGAGCCAGGGAGUCAAGAAGUGGCUGCUGGACCCAGAGCAAUGCAGUGGCCUACACUGUGGGCCUUUUCAGGACUGCUCUGUCUCUGUCCCUCCCAGGCUCUGGGUCAGGAGAGAGGUGCCUGUCCAGAUGUUAAGGUCGUAGGUCUGGGGGCCCAGGACAAGGUGGCUGUCAUCCAAAGUUGCCCUGGCUUUCCUGGCCUACCUGGGCCCAAAGGGGAGCCUGGAAGCCCUGCUGGAAGAGGAGAACGGGGCUUUCAGGGCAGCCCAGGGAAGAUGGGACCUGCCGGCAGCAAAGGAGAGCCAGGAACCAUGGGGCCCCCGGGAGUUAAAGGGGAGAAAGGCGAUACAGGAGCUGUGCCAUCUCUGGGUGAAAAGGAGCUGGGAGACACCCUGUGCCAGAGAGGAGCCCGGAGCUGCAAAGACUUGCUGACACGGGGCGUCUUCCUGACUGGCUGGUACACCAUCCAUCUUCCUGACUGCCGGCCACUGACUGUGCUCUGUGACAUGGAUGUGGACGGUGGGGGCUGGACCGUUUUUCAACGACGAGUGGACGGGUCUGUCGAUUUCUUCCGAGACUGGAACUUCUAUAAAAGAGGCUUUGGCAACCUGGGCACAGAGUUCUGGCUGGGUAAUGACUACCUGCACCUGCUCACAGCCAAUGGGAACCAUGAGCUCCGAGUCGACUUACGAGAUUUCCAAGGUAAAGCCUCCUAUGCCAAGUACAGCUCAUUCCGGGUGUCUGAAGAACGGGAGAAAUACAAGCUGACCUUGGGGCGGUUUCUGGAGGGCACUGCAGGAGACUCCCUGACAAAGCACAACAACAUGUCAUUUACAACCCAUGACCAAGAUAAUGAUGCAAAUAGCAUGAAUUGUGCAGCUUUGUUCCAUGGAGCCUGGUGGUACCACAACUGCCACCAGUCCAACCUCAACGGGCGCUACUUGUCUGGCUCCCAUGAGAGUUAUGCGGAUGGCAUCAACUGGGCAACUGGCCAAGGUCACCACUACUCCUACAAGGUUGCUGAGAUGAAAAUCCGAGCAUCUUAAGGUGCCCCAGUCUCCACCCAGCCUUGCAGCCAUGUCCAGGCCAUGUGGGGACACUGAAGGGAGGGAUCUCUAGAAGUUGAAGUCUGUGUGCUUAGCUAUUGUGGGCUCUCUACACUCCCCUCUGGACACUGUCCAGCCCUGACUACUAUGCACUAAUAAAGGUCAGAGAAGCAGA
Messenger RNA from Mus caroli (Ryukyu mouse), 1310 nucleotides. RefSeq names its product ficolin-1. Gene Ontology annotation, biological process: complement activation, lectin pathway. NCBI's taxonomy places the organism in Eukaryota, Metazoa, Chordata, Mammalia, Rodentia, Muridae. Gene Ontology annotation, molecular function: signaling receptor binding; carbohydrate derivative binding; antigen binding. The record is from RefSeq and is a predicted model, not a curated record.